Sorex fumeus (smoky shrew) is the source of this 1308-nucleotide messenger RNA. RefSeq names its product L-threonine 3-dehydrogenase, mitochondrial-like. The coding region runs from base 1 to 1308 and encodes 435 amino acids. Gene Ontology annotation, biological process: L-threonine catabolic process. Gene Ontology annotation, molecular function: L-threonine 3-dehydrogenase activity. The record is from RefSeq and is a predicted model, not a curated record. NCBI's taxonomy places the organism in Eukaryota, Metazoa, Chordata, Mammalia, Eulipotyphla, Soricidae. The transcript has 10 exons.
AUGGCGCAGGGCUCGGGGCAGAAGGAGGGCCGAGGGCGCGACCCCGGCGUGCGGGGCGGGGUUGCCAUGGCAAUAGCCCCCUCCCCACCCCUGCCCCCCGUGAUCCGGCCGAGGGAGGGGAUUGGGGACCAUCUGGAGGCCGCGGAUCCCGAGGGCACGGCGCAUGGGACAGGUAUCUGCGCGCCCCCCGCGCCCCUGGUGCCCGACCUUCCUACUGCCCCCAGCCCGGAUCGGGGGUGUGGCCCGGGACCUCUGACCGGCUGGGCGCUGCGGAGAGGUGCCCAGAGCUCGUCUCCGCAGAUGCCCCCUGACGCCAGCUUCCACUCGGCCUCGUCCCCUGACCCCGAGCGGCCGCGCAUCCUGAUCACAGGGGGUCUUGGCCAGCUUGGAGUGGGGCUCGCCGACUUGCUGAGGAAGCGCUUUGGGAAAGACAACGUGAUCCUGUCAGACAUCAGGAAGCCCUCGGAUCACGUUUUCCGCAGUGGCCCUUUUGUCUAUUCAGACAUCCUGGACUACAAACACCUCCGGGAGGUAGUGGUCAACAACCGCAUCAGCUGGCUAUUCCACUACAGCGCGCUGCUCAGUGCCGUGGGCGAGGCCAACGUGUCCUUGGCGCGUGCUGUCAACAUCACCGGUCUACACAACAUCCUGGAUGUGGCGGCCGAGCACGGGCUGCGGCUGUUUGUGCCCAGCACCAUUGGCGCCUUUGGUCCCAGCUCUCCUCGUGACCCGGCUCCGGAUCUCUGCACCCAGAGGCCCCGGACGAUCUACGGGGUGUCCAAGGUCCACACGGAGCUCAUGGGCGAAUACUAUCAUCACCGCUAUGGGCUGGACUUCCGCUGCCUGCGGUACCCCGGGAUCAUUUCUGCGGACACCAUGCCCGGCGGGGGAACCACAGACUACGCUGUCCAGAUCUUCCAUGAUGCAGUCAAGAGCGGCACGUUUGAGUGUAACCUGGAGGCGCACACGCGGCUACCCAUGAUGUACAUCGAGGACUGCCUCCGGGCCACGCUGGAGGUGAUGGAGGCCCCAGCCGAGGCCUUGACCCUGCGCACCUACAACAUCAAUGCCAUGAGCUUCAGCCCGCAGGAGCUGGCCCAGGAGGUGGCCAAGCACAUCCCUGGCUUCCGCGUCACCUACAAGGUGGAGGCUGUCCGCCAGGCCAUAGCCGAGAGCUGGCCCAUGAAUCUGGACGACAGCCGUGCCCGCCAGGACUGGGGCUGGAAGCAUGACUUUGACCUCCCGGAGCUGGUCGCCACCAUGCUGCAUCUCUGCGGAGCCCACGGCCAGGCGGCCCGGGCCAGCUGA